Molecule: messenger RNA, 465 nt
Organism: Olea europaea var. sylvestris
Lineage: Eukaryota; Viridiplantae; Streptophyta; Magnoliopsida; Lamiales; Oleaceae
Exons: 1
Coding region: 1-465 (154 amino acids)
Source: RefSeq, a predicted model, not a curated record
AUGAAGAUUAAUGAACUCGAAGAGAAAGAAAGAAAGAAAGAAAGAACCCUAAAAUUGUGGGAUUGUGGAAGUCCUUUAUAUGACUCGUAUGAACUGGUUUCUGUCAACCAUAUAAUUGAAAGACAUUUCAUGGUAUUUCCUUAUCUAAGUAAAUCAAGAAAUGUGGAUGAAUCAAGUCUCAUUUCAUCGUCAUCGUCAUCGUCAUCAGUUAAUCAAUCAAAACCCAACAAGGCUGCGGGUCCUAGCAAGUUUAGGGGAUUCUCUUUGGUUAAUUUCUUGAGUGAUCUUUUAGAGAGAAAUUUGUGGAAGAAGAAGCAGCUUGAUGGUGAAAGAAAAGUGAAUAAUAAGCCCAAGAAGCAAAAAAUGGGGAUUUCUCCGAGUAGCCAAAUUUCUCAUACAAGAAAGUCGAACUACAUUAAUUUAGUAAAAAGGCGCGGUCAUAGAAUUUCUACUAGGAUUAGUUAA